Messenger RNA from Astyanax mexicanus (Mexican tetra), 3924 nucleotides. It is a transcript of the gene cbx5, whose product is annotated as chromobox homolog 5 (HP1 alpha homolog, Drosophila). Gene Ontology annotation, molecular function: chromatin binding. The transcript is spliced from 6 exons. Gene Ontology annotation, biological process: chromatin organization; negative regulation of transcription by RNA polymerase II. Gene Ontology annotation, cellular component: pericentric heterochromatin; nucleus. Lineage: Eukaryota; Metazoa; Chordata; Actinopteri; Characiformes; Acestrorhamphidae. The record is from RefSeq and is a predicted model, not a curated record. The coding region runs from base 273 to 884 and encodes 203 amino acids.
CUGCAGCUCGCGCACACACACACACGCAGACACACACAUACAUAUCUAGUAGAGCUGGGGCUUCAUACCUGCGAGCGAGAAGCGGUUUAACUACAAAUCAAGCGCAGGAGAAGAUAGAUUUCUGGGAGGGCAGGCUGCCUGCUGUGGCUUUUCCUUAGUUUUGAGCCUGAUCUGCAGUCCCAGAGAAAGUAGCAGAGGGAACAUUUUCCCCUUAUUUGGCCAGGGAGAAUCCCUCUCUUACUUGUGGGUGAAACGAAGAGUUUGAAGCAGCCAUGGGAAAGAAGAACCAGAACCGUGAGGAUGAUGAGUCUGGGUCCUCAGAUGAAGAGGAAUACGUGGUAGAAAAGGUCCUGGACAGAAGGGUUGUGAAAGGACGGGUGGAAUAUUUUCUAAAGUGGAAGGGUUUUACAGAUAAACACAACACCUGGGAGCCAGAGAAGAACCUCGACUGUCCGGACCUCAUCUCAGAAUUCAUGAAGACUUAUAAAAAAGGAGGCAGCAGCACAGGCACCCCCAGCAGCGGGGCCAAAUCCUCCAGCACAGCCUCCACUGCGGUCCGCUCCAAAGACAGCAGCAGCAGCAAAAGGAGAAACUCUGAUGAAGAAGAGGAGGGAGGAAGCAAGCCAAAGCGGAAAAAAGAGGAAGAGAUUCUUGUUGCGAGGGGCUUUGAGAGAGGCCUGGAACCGGAGAAGAUCAUUGGUGCAACAGACUCUUGUGGGGAUCUUAUGUUCCUAAUGAAGUGGAAAGACUCAGACGAGGCGGAUCUUGUGCUUGCGAAGGAGGCCAAUCACAAGUGCCCACAGAUCGUCAUUGCCUUCUACGAGGAGCGUCUCACCUGGCACGAGGACGGCGAGAAGAAGGAGAAGGGUGCUGCCGCUGUGUAAAAGAGAGAGAGAGCCAGCGAGUGGAGGGGAGGGUGUGGCGGAUGUGUGAGGGGGGGGCGUGACCCCACCCAAACCUCCCGACACCCCAACACCCUCCCCCCUCCGGAGACGGACACGAGUGCACUCACAAUCCGCCCUUUGUUAUGGACCAUUUUAAAAACACCACCAGCCUCCUCGCUGCGGGAGGUCUCUACCCACCACUUUGUUACACUUUGUCUCCUUUCAUCCUUCAUGUAAAAAAAACGACAAAAAAAGGCAACUCUUUCCAGCUCUGACCACGUCUCCAGGAUUGUGGGAUCGGCGAGUGAUGGAGGACUGUGGGAAGGGGUUUUGUUUAGGGGCGGGGGGAUUGGUUUAGAUGUUAGACUGGUGGAAUCUUCAUCAUCAUCAUGCAUUUCUCUGUUAAUUCUUUGUUAAUUCUAAGCUUCACUCUGUUUAUAAAUGUGUUUUUUUUGUUUGUUUUGUUUUUAUAAUAAUCAUGUUUUAAGUAUUUGUGCCCCUAUGGUCAUGUAUGUUCUUAAGAGAUGUGUGACGGCGUGUGGUAGCUGGGUAGAUUUCCAAUACAGCAGCACAUGAUGAUAAAACCCCUACAGUCGGAUGGCGUUCGUUCGGUAUGUGAUUUGAUUUAAUAUAACGAACAUAAAUUUAGAAAUCGACUUGUUUGUUUUUGUGUUUGUUUGUUUGUUCUGCAUCUGAACGCUGGAUUAGUUUCAGAGCACCUUUUUUUCCUGUUAUUUUACUGAGCGCCCCAAACUACUGUUUCACUUUCUUUUCUUUUUCUUUAUUUUUCUAAGUGCGCUUCACAGAUAAAAUUAAACAGAAUCACGUUUUCCUCUCUUAUUUUUGCUCCACUUGAGGAAUGUUUGCAAUCUCUCCGACCCCAGCGAAACUUUUUAAACUUUUUUCUAACUUUAGAAUUACUUUUAAACUGUUAAAACAAUCAUUUGACAUUUGGCUUGCUUUAGCCAUAUCUGCAAGUGGGGAUUUUAAAAAAAGUAUGAAUGUCAACUCAACUCAACUUUCUGAUUUUUCUUUUUUUUUAUCUUAUAAAUAUAAUUUCAUAGGCAUUUCCAUGUGCAAAAUUGUGAUUGUGAUUUCUAAACAUCCCAUGCCUCCACUGCUUGGGUUCAUAGUGAUUUAAUAGUCAGUCGCACAUCUUUAAUCUUUCAAAAUAACGGUGUUACAAAUGGUUCUUUUGAGCGAUUUUAGUUAAUCUUUAUGCUCUGUGACCUUUUUUAUUACUCUUAUUUUAUUAGGAUAAGCAUUUUAAGCAGUUUAAACUGUUCACAAGUUAUACCAGUGUGGAGGAAAGAGUUCAGUUUAGAGUUUAAAAAAGAACUACUUUUAUAUUAACCCCUUAACAGGCCAGCAUUUUUGUCAAAUUUCUGCCUGAUAUUAUUACACAACUACAUCUUAUGAUCUAAUAAAGAUUUCUAUACAAGCAUUACAUUACAUUACAUAAAACGGUACUUAUUGAAAUAGAAUGAAUUAAAUCAACUAUAAUAAAAUUGGCUCUUGCCUGAACUUUAAAAUCAGUAUUUUUUUUUUGUUUAAUACUGAUUCCAGUUACUAAUCUGGAAUUAUGAAGUGUAUUAACAGUAGAGUGUGAACAGGCAGGCAGAUUUCAAAGCUCUCAAUUUUUUCAGAAUGUGAAUAAUCUGUUUUACUGCAGAGUAAAAGGGGUUUUGCAUAAUUUACACAUGUAGCCUUUAUAUGUAUAUGUGUGUAUAUAUAUAUGUAGGCCUGUAAAGGGGUUUUAAAUGAUGGUUCUUUACUUAAACUAAAACUAAAACAUCUUUUUUAAUUUAUGAUCUGGUUAAAAAUGGUUCUUUUUGUUGUCAUUUUUAAAGAACUAUUUGUUGUGCCUUUAUUCUGAAGAAUUGUUUAAACCGGGCCGUGUGAUUGGUCCAUGAUGGUUAGACCCAAAUGCUCCACCUUGUGGCCAAUAGACUGAUGAAGCUCAACCUUUUUUUUAUUUUUAUUUUUUUAAAUCACCUUUGGUUAGUGUGGAGGCUGGCUGUGACCAUAUCCCUGUUCUAUCUCUACCCUUUUACUUUAUUUUAACUUUUUAUUUUAAUUUUAUUUUUAAAAGGGGUUUAGCUUUUAUGUUGGUUAAAUUCGUCAGAUUCUCUCGUUCUUUUUUUAAUUUUUUUUUUUCAGUCCUGAUUUUAAGUGGAAAUGGUGUUUUUAACAGGGUUGUGAACUCAGGUGUGCAAUUCUGUGUUUGUGUUGAGCCACUGGACAAAUAAAACACCCAGUUAUACAGUUAUAAUAAACUAAAAAAGUGAAAAAAUCGAGCAGCCAGGGUGAUUUAAAAGCCCAGUCAGAUUAAGAAAAGCUGUGCUAGCCUAUCAAAUUCCCUCUUGAACUGUUUUUUGUUUUAUUUUUUAUUUUAUUUUUUUGUUUCUUAGUAUUUCCUGUGUUUUUUUUUCUUCCUUGUACUGUGUGUCUCCACAGUGGUGGAUAAUAUAAUAUAAUUGACUGAUUUUUAAACAUGCUAAGUAAGUGCUGUGAUUGGACAGUGGAGUGUUUUUUUUUUAAGGCGGGGACACAGUUAGUUGAUUUCUAGACGCUACCGAUUGUGAUAAAGUUAAAACGUCAAAAGAACGUCAGAACGAGACGAACGUCGUUUAAAAUGUUCUGCUGUUCAGAGAUCAGAUGUGUGUUUGGGGGUUUUUAUUUGGCUUCCUGUCUGAAUGAAGCUAAGCUGUAACAGGGUUGUGCAUUUUUAUAUAUAUAUAUAUUUCACUUGCGACUGUAUUUUUAUUUUAUUUUUAUUUUUUUGUCCUUUUUAUGUUUUUUAUGGUUUUUUUUUUUUAGUUUUCUUCUUCUUCAUCAUCAUCAUCAUCUUGUUCUUGUUCCUCCUGUUCGUCCCAUCCUGUUAUAAGAGAGCACCCGUCCCAUCACUGAUGAUCGUUUUAUAAAAGAUGUCCAUUCAAUCAAGUGUUUUCAAAAACAUGCUUUUGAUGUCUUUUACCUAAUGAUUCAUUUUUUUUAAAUGUCUUGUAUCAAAUUGUAGUAAACCUAGUUUUCAACAUUA